AUCUUUUCUUUCUGUGUCUGUCCCAACAGGGGCUGGAGAAUCUGGGAAAAGCACCAUUGUCAAGCAGAUGAAGAUUAUUCAUGAAGAUGGUUUCUCUGGAGAAGACGUGAAGCAGUACAAGCCUGUGGUCUAUAGCAACACUAUUCAGUCACUGGCAGCAAUUGUCCGUGCCAUGGAUACCUUGGGCAUUGAAUAUGGUGAUAAGGAGCGACGGGCUGAUGCUAAGAUGGUAUGUGAUGUAGUAAGCCGAAUGGAAGACACAGAGCCCUUCUCUCCAGAGCUGCUGUCAGCUAUGAUGAGACUCUGGGCAGAUUCUGGAAUCCAGGAAUGCUUCAACCGGUCCCGGGAAUAUCAACUUAAUGACUCUGCCCAAUACUACCUAGACAGCUUAGAUCGAAUUGGAGCUCCAGACUACCAGCCAACAGAGCAGGAUAUCCUUCGAACCAGGGUCAAAACAACUGGCAUUGUAGAAACCCAUUUCACAUUCAAAAACCUCCACUUCAGGCUGUUCGAUGUGGGAGGUCAGAGGUCAGAACGUAAGAAAUGGAUCCACUGCUUUGAGGACGUCACAGCGAUCAUUUUUUGUGUCGCGCUGAGUGGUUACGAUCAGGUGCUCCAUGAAGACGAAACCACGAACCGCAUGCAUGAAUCAUUGAAGCUGUUUGACAGCAUCUGUAACAACAAAUGGUUCACAGACACAUCCAUCAUCCUCUUUCUAAACAAGAAGGACAUAUUUGAGGAGAAAAUUAAGAAAUCUCCAUUGACUAUCUGCUUUCCUGAGUACACAGGCCCUAACUCUUUCACUGAGGCUGUGGCCUACAUCCAGUCUCAGUAUGAGAGCAAGAACAAGUCCCCCAACAAGGAGAUCUACACGCACAUCACCUGUGCCACGGACACCAACAACAUCCAGUUUGUCUUUGAUGCUGUUACGGAUGUCAUCAUCGCCAACAACCUGCGUGGAUGUGGACUCUACUGAACCCUUCUCGCUGCUGAUUCCAUGCACUCCAGGAAACGCUUGUCCUGUCAGGUUGAAGGGUUUCUCCAUUUCCCCCCACAAGAUGAAGAUAAAGAAAAAAUUACAUAAAUCCCUCCCCUCCUGCUUCCAAGAACCUUUGCAGGAAAUUCUGCUUUCCCCUAGGUAUCACUCCCUCCUCCUCUUCCUUUUUUCUUAACCCCUUCAAUGUCUCUUUCCACCAUUCAGUUUUAGGAUUGGCAGCCAGUGUUCAUAAUACCUUAGUGGGGACAAAGAGAGUCCCUAAAAAUGUAUUUCAACUACCAAAAAAGGCUCAUUUUAAAAAACAAACAUCAAUUUUUCAAAGACUUAAAUAUUUAACAUCAAAACAACAGUUUCUUCAUAAUCUUGAGGGAUUAAUUCUCUCUGCUUUUUCUUUCAUUCUUUCUUGAAGGUCUGGAUGCAGUUUGGAGGCACAUUGUGACUCCGGUUUCUACCCAAAGUUGAAAAGGUCAGGUUAGGCAGAGUUUGCUGGGUGGAGUGGGGAGGGUAAAUACUGAAUGACUAAAACAGGCAAAGAUUUGCUGGUGUCUUUUACUAAGAAAGACACAGUGUCAGAAGCUACUAAGCAUUGUCUAAAGGCAUUCAUUACCAGUAACAGUUUUACCUCAAGCUUUCACAAUUAAUGCUGAAAAUAUGUCUCUAGCAGUUUUCAAUAACCCAUUUGUUACUCAAAGUGUCUCCUUAUUCUCUUUGCUUGAUAGUAUAGAGUUACUGUACUAUAAGUGGGCAGUUUCUGGACGUUCGUGUUAACCACAGGCAUGACAUGAGAUAUUAGUGGUAAGAAUUGCUCUGCACAACGUUUUGAAUAGUUUAUAUUUCCUAAUGUAGCUAAAGGAGUGUGACUAUAGUUGGAAAAGGAGAGAGAGAAUGAGAGAGAGUGCAUGUGUAUUGACUGCCGGCAUCAAGGGACAUACUAAAGGUCCCUCAGAGGUGACCAAGAUGGGAGAGACAUUGGAAUGAGUUCUCCCUACAUUGGGGCUUUGUUAAAUGCAGUUCUCUAGGAGCUAAAUAUAGCUGCCUGAUUCAGUGUCAGCCUUGCCCUAGCAUUAGAGCAUAUGAGGGGGUGUUGUAACUUAUUCCAUUGGCCUAAAGGCCAUGAGGAGCUUUAGGCCACUAGAAGACUAGCAUGGAGAAGUUGUGUCACACCAUGCCCUCUCCUCUCUCCUAUGUGGGUGCACAGGAAGGUGGCUGACAAAGAAACCGGCUGUGCCAGGUUUGCAUCAGCAAGACUUUUCCCUUCGCAAAGGGACAUUUCCAAGUGGAAUCUGUCCAUUUUGCCCUACUGGAGUAGUACAAAAUGGACAGUGCUGACCAUACUCUCUGAUUCAUCUCUGGCCCCAUAAGGGGAUGCUAUAAUUUACUCUCUUUGAGGUUUCCAGGUUUUCUAAAGCUAAGCAUGAGUAUGUGCGUGUGUGCUGGGGAAAACCAGCCUGCCUUGUUGAUUGUGUAUGUGUGUGCAUACACUGUUGGGGAGUCAAUAUUUUACAAAGGUCUUGGGAGCCACUCAAAAGCUUCAUAAAGUUCAAGUUUCAUAAAAGAGGUUUGUUUGGGUUUGGCGCCAAGGGAUUUGGAGUGUGGGAGUGACUCUGGGCAGGAGGUUGGGGUGGAGGUCCAAACUCUGUGAGGUAGUAUGGGGCAGGAGGGGGUCUUAUGGCUGUAGUGUGGGGUCUGUGAGACAGUUGAGGUGUGGGAGGGGCUCAUGGUUGGGGUGUGGGUGUCUGCAGGGGAGUUAGAAUAAUAGAAUCAUAGUUAGAGACCUCAGGAGGUCAUCAAGUCCAGCCCCCUGCUCAAAGC
Molecule: messenger RNA, 2809 nt
Organism: Pelodiscus sinensis (Chinese soft-shelled turtle)
Lineage: Eukaryota; Metazoa; Chordata; Testudines; Trionychidae
Source: RefSeq, a predicted model, not a curated record